AUGUCAGCCAAAGAAAAUGCAGAUCAACUAGAAAAAAUGUUGAAAGCUGAGGAAAAAGAGCAGGAAAGUCUCACUCAGGAACUUCAAGAAUUAAGAUCCUUGAAGUAUCGAAAGGAGCAAGAAUUGAUAACACUGCAGAAUGAAUUGAAAUUUGUAGAAGCCAAAGUCAAGAACAAUCAAACAGCCAUACGGAAUAUGAACCAUAAAAUCAAUAGACUUGACCAAGAUGCAUUAAAACAGGAAGGAAUGCUUUACAGUCAGGACCUUAUGAUUGAGAAUUUGAACCGACGUGUUGCACGCAUGCAGGGACAAGUUAAAACUGAAGAGAUGAGUCAGUAUAAAAGCAAAAUUGAAACUUUGAAUAAAGAAUUGGAAGAGAAGGAUUCAAAUCAUAAAAUACUUGAAUUGCAACUAAAUAAGUUAUGCGAUGAUGUUGUGAAGCUGGAAGUUCAUAUCAAGAGGCACUCUGUUGAAAUGAACACUCUGCAUACCAAGAUUGAUGAACUUCAACUUCAUAAUGACAGCUCAGACAAACUACUCAAGAAACUGAUCAGAGAUAAUCAGGAAUUACUGGUAAAAGAAAAUAUGGAGAAAUUAACUGUGAAACGUCUUCGAGACUCUUUGUAUGAUAAAGCUUAUCAAGUGUUAAGCCAGGAAGAAAGAAAACUUCAAAUUGAAACAACAAUGAAGGAACGCCAACAUGAGAUCAACAUUCAUAAGGACAUGUUAAUGUCACAGAUUAAGUUUGCUGAAACAGAAAGGCAAGAAAUCAGUUUGGAAUACCAAGAACGAAAGGCCAAGAUAGGUAAACUGCAAAAUCGGUAA
Messenger RNA from Acanthosepion pharaonis, 825 nucleotides. Lineage: Eukaryota; Metazoa; Mollusca; Cephalopoda; Sepiida; Sepiidae. The record is from the annotation of a GenBank genome assembly.